Mugil cephalus (flathead mullet) is the source of this 3146-nucleotide messenger RNA. It is a transcript of the gene pnrc2, whose product is annotated as proline-rich nuclear receptor coactivator 2. Bases 454 to 918 code for a protein of 154 amino acids. Gene Ontology annotation, cellular component: P-body; nucleus. NCBI's taxonomy places the organism in Eukaryota, Metazoa, Chordata, Actinopteri, Mugiliformes, Mugilidae. The record is from RefSeq and is a predicted model, not a curated record. The transcript has 3 exons. Gene Ontology annotation, biological process: nuclear-transcribed mRNA catabolic process, nonsense-mediated decay.
UCCAUUUUGUUGCAAUUCAGAUUCGGAAGAGGGGAAGUGGUGCAUUCACGGCCACUUCGGUGUGACACCAUCAAGCUUCUAAGGUGACGGAUUUGUGUAGGAAAUAUAGCUCGCUGUGCUUCCUACAUAGUCCGCAGCAGGAUUUCAGAGGCUUUCCAUACAUGUAUUUUUUUCUGACGAAGGGCUUCAACAACCAAGCCUGAAGAAGUCGGUCCUCGACUUCGAGCAUCGUGUGCCGAGGUGAAUUGAUGUUCAGCUCGGUUCCACGGAAAAACAACGCUCAUUGGCACAUGAGAACCUCAGAUCUUGCUGGACACAAAAGUGCAGCGAGAAGUAGACAGAAAACUACUUCGAGGACCUGGGGCCCGGUUGGAGGUGAACGAUUGAAGAGCGAUCUCUGCUUCAACAUCAACUUUCUCACAACAAAGAGGUGACACGUAGUGCAGCAGCAGUAUGGGAGGUGGAGAAAGGUACAACAUUCCAGUUUCCCACCCUGAGCGCCCUUUGCCCAAGAAGAACCUGGGCAGGGCCAAGCAGAGGAGCCGUGACCAGAACGGAUCCGUGGCAUCUGCAGGAGGGGCAGGAGGCCUUCACCACCACGGCCACCGCCGAAGCGACAAAGGUGCUGCCUACCUUAGGUCCCCGGAGGCGCGGCAGGCCGCGUCUGCAGAGAAAAACGCCUCCGUGCGUUUCGCCACCAACUAUGAUCAGAACUGGGAGGGUGCCGUGUCUCACCUCAACACGCUCCUGGCGACGCAGGGCAGCCCGAGCUACGCCGGGCCCAAGUUCAGCGAGCCACCCUCGCCCAGCGUGUUGCCCAAACCCCCCAGUCACUGGGUGUCUUUCCCAAUAGGUUCCUGUGACAACAGGGAGAUGAUGGCCUUCCAGCUCAAGAGUCUCCUGAAGGUGCAGGCCUGAGAGGGACACCUGCACUUGAUAGUUAAAAGAAAGCCAACAUAUGGACUGGGACUCCCUUGAGGUACACGCCUACCAGGAACGCUUUAUUGCUGUAACUUUUUGUUUAUGCAUUUUUAAACCGAUCACUUGGACGGUUAAGUAUUCACAGCAACUACGUGCUGUUAAUAUUUAACCAGUUUUAAAGCCAGUGUUUUAAAAACGUUACAGCAUUGCAGCCUUGCUGGUUGAUGGGGCCUUAGGAGUCAGAUUCCGCGACUCAUGAAAAACUGGAUAUCCUUUGUGCUUUUAUUUUGUUUUGUUCUUUUUAGUGUUGGCUGUUGAUGCAGACUGAGUGUGCUUUUCUCCCAAACAAGGGUUUAUAGGUCAGGUAAAUUCCCAUCACUUUUAUAGUCCACUUCUUUGGACAGACAUGCCUUUCAUUUUCAUGAAUUUUGAAGGUGAUUAAUUUUUUUCUUCCUUUUUUUUGAGUCACCUCUAAACUUUCAGGUGCUAAAGCAAUUUCACGUUUGUAGCAUUUUUGACAAGGGCCACCUUAUUUUUCUUAUAUAUCACAUUCCUUGUUUGGGACGGAGAGGGCACUGGGCUGCAAUUCUGCAGGGAAAAAAGCUAUUUUACUCAAGAUACUGAACUGUAGUUGAUGUGAUUACAUGUCAAAGAUAUAACCUCAAACAAAGGGUAAAAAGAGACCAUGGCACACAAGCCUUGAACCGCCAACUCCUGUACCCUUUUUUUAUUGCGCUGUGCGCACAUGCACUAUAGGAGUUGUGUGUGUAUAAGGUUUGCAACACUCUAUCAUAGCAUUAUUUUGUACAAGUCCUCUUUUGUUUGGUUGAAAGAUGAAAUGUUUGUAACCAAAGCAAUGCUGUUUUUCCCCCCUUCCUCCUUUGGACAUCUUCAGUGCUGUUGGCACUGACGCCACUGCCACUUAAACCUUGCCAGCCCGAGAGGUGAAUGGGUUAAAGCUCUUUGUGUCACCUUGUCAGUAAUACUGCUCCCCAGCCUCUGCCUCCUCAGAACAGUGCUGCAGCUUAAACGUGCGGAAGAGGACCGUGGCUUGAGUCACGGUCCUGUUGGCUGCUCGCAUUUGUGCACAAGGUAAGGCAGGGGCUGUGGAAGGUCUGCCAAGUGACGUGGCACAAAGGGCAUGAGACAGGAGGCUGGUGUUUGUGUUUACAAAACAGGUCUCAGUGGUUGACCAUCCCAUAAUCAACAGACACUUGCUGUCCCUUGCCUCCUCUUAUUGUUUACCCUCUUGCACUGCAAUCAUUUUUUUCAUAAGUUACAGAUCAGGAUGCUAUAGAAACGGAGGCGCAAUUGACUCUUUAUAUUUUAGCGACUCAAUCCUCUGUCGAGGCUCUUUGCUUUCCCUUUGCAGAAUUGGAGCUGCCAGCGUAAAGACGACAAAACAGAAUAUGAGAGCUUAUUAGUGUGUUCAAGAGCCAUGUAAAUAAUGAAAUGUAUAAAGUUCUUGUAGCAUAUGUACAUUUACAGGCCAUGUUUGAGGCCUGUCUGACAAAAGUAUUUUUAGUAAUAACACUGAAUGUAUGAGACAUGCAAAGGACGUGUCUUGACUUCAAUACUGAAGAUUAUUUUUGUUAAAAAAAUCUGCCUAUAGCAUUUGUCAGUACCCCUGCACUGUCUUUCCAGAGAUCUUGCACAUGUUUUUUAUUGUUUUGUAUUCUGCAGUGUAGGGUGAAAGAUGCUAAGUGCAAAUUAAGUAAAACUAACAUUGGAUUCUAGGAGACUUGCAUAUGUAUGGAUUUUAAGUUCUGAAUGUGCUUACACUAUGUAAGCGUGACACUUUUGAUCUUAAGUUGACAAACUUUGUGCCUAAGUUAAACCCCAUGCUGAGACUAUUUUCAUUAGGAUGCUGUUCCAAAAAUUGACCAAAAGAUUUAUCUGAGCCACUUUCAGUUCUCUGCUGUUCUUCCGCCAGCUGACAGCUGAAUUAGGCUCCAUGCUGUUUAAGUACUGCCUUCUCUUUAUGUCAUUUUGUUUUCUUGCCCAGAUUGACGCAUGCAUGGCAAUGUCUCCAUACUCUAAAUUUGAAACUUGAAUUGGCUUUGAAUUUGUCCCCGAUGCGAUGUCACUGAAUACGAAGAAAUGUCCCCCGUUAAAGAUUGGUAUCAAUUGGUGUUUAAAAAAAAAAAAAAUGUAAAAGAAUGCACUGUGAAUUGAUGACAAAGUUUUACAAAAAAAAAAAUAAAUUCCCUUUCCCUUCCCCCCUA